AAACGAACACACAGUUAAAUGGAAAGAGGAUCAAUAUGAUACUUCCACGAAAAGUAUGACUCACCACCACCGUAUUCACAUCAUAUUUCGACUUCCAUUUUGCUUUCUUCCAUCUCCCCUAAAACACACACACACUAUGUGUAUUUCAUUAUUCAAAGUUUAAAUAGAAUAUAUUAUAUAUAUAUAUUCAUUUGUUGAUUCUUAUAUAUACACACACAUAACGAUGGUGACGAAGAAGAAAAAAAGCGUACCUGAUUGGCUCAACAGCCCUAUAUUGUCUUCUUCCACAACAAUCAAAUCACCGCCGCGGCUUAAUACGACGUCGUCUUAUGAGGAUCCCAUCGCCGGUGAAUAUUCUUUGAAAUCAUCGCCUGCAUCAUCCGUAACCUCUUCGGAUUCUUGUUUUAAUGAAUCAAUUUCCAAGAAGGAAGAAGUUAGGGUUUCAUCAUCUAUUCGUAGUGGAAGUAGUGACAAUGAUGCUGUCACAUCUUCUUCUGCUAACUUUAAUUCUGUUACCAUUGAAGAUAUUUCGCGUCAUUCACAUUUGUUACAAGAGCUAUCGAGGAAGAUUAUAAACAUAGGGGAACUUAGACAACUUGCUUCUUUGGGUAUACCAGAUGCUGCUGGAAUCCGUUCAACUGUUUGGAAGCUAUUAUUGGGGUAUCUUCCGGUUGAUAAGGGACUUUGGUCGUCAGAAUUGGCUAAGAAGAGGUCUCGCUAUAAACAUUUCAAGGAAGAGCUUUUGAUAAAUCCAUCGGAUAUCACAAGGAAGUUGGAAGAUUCUGCAUAUUCUAAAAACUGUGAUCACAUAAGUGAGGCCAGAUGUUUACUAGCAAGGUCAAAGAUACCUCAUGGGGAACAUCCUUUGAGCCUAGGGAAGACCAGCAUCUGGAACCAAUUCUUUCAGGACUCUGAGAUCACCAAACAGAUAGACCGUGAUGUGAAACGCACCCACCCAGACAUACAAUUUUUCUCUGGCGACUCUGCUUUUGCAAAAGCCAAUCAGGACUCAUUGAAGAAUAUACUGAUCAUAUUUGCAAAGCUGAACCCAGGGAUAAAAUAUGUGCAAGGGAUGAAUGAAAUAUUGGCCCCUUUGUUCUAUGUGUUCAAAAAUGACCCCAACGAGGACUAUGUGGUUAACGCAGAGGCAGACACUUUCUUCUGCUUUGUGGAAUUGAUAAGUGACUUUCGAGAAAACUUCUGUCAACAACUUGAUAAUAGUAUAGUAGGUAUUCGUUCAACAAUUACAAGUCUGUCACAACUCUUAAAGCAGCAUGAUGAAGAGCUAUGGCGACAUCUUGAGGUCACAACAAAAGUCAACCCUCAAUUCUAUGCAUUUAGAUGGAUUACACUCCUAUUGACUCAGGAGUUCAACUUUGCCGACAGUCUUCACGUUUGGGAUUCACUGUUAAGCAACCCUGAGGGUCCUCAAGAGGCAUUGCUUCGGGUUUGUUGUGCAAUGUUGAUUCUUGUGAGAAGGCGUUUGCUGGCUGGUGAUUUCACAGCCAAUCUCAAAUUACUCCAGAGUUACCCCCCCACAAAUGUUAGUCAUUUGCUCUAUGUUGCCCACAAGCUGCAUUCCCAUUCAACCCAACUAUCAGUGUAGUGCUUUCUUUCUUUUUCUUUUUUUUUUUGGCAUUUUUAGGUGUUAUAUCGAUCUCUAGAGCUUUCCUAACUCUCGUUAUUUUUAUUUUUUAUUUUUGUAAUUCACUGUGUAAAAUAUUAGGUUAAAGUGUGUGGUGUAGGGAUAGUUUCGUUCGCUUAUGAAUCUAUAUGCAGCUUCAGCAAACAUGUAAACUGUAAUACAACUUAAAAGUGUUUUGCCAUUA
Molecule: messenger RNA, 1829 nt
Organism: Erigeron canadensis
Lineage: Eukaryota; Viridiplantae; Streptophyta; Magnoliopsida; Asterales; Asteraceae
Product: TBC1 domain family member 13-like
Exons: 9
Coding region: 224-1606 (460 amino acids)
Biological process (GO): intracellular protein transport; activation of GTPase activity
Molecular function (GO): GTPase activator activity
Source: RefSeq, a predicted model, not a curated record